AUGGAUAGCCAAAUCUUCUCAGAGUCGGCCCUCAUCGCGCAAGUCACUACACUAUCUGCUCUGGUCAUUACGUUUCUUGCGCUGCUUCCAAAGCUCAGCCUGCAAUUCAAGUUAUCGAAAUUACCAGUGUUCGGCCUUUCUACAAACAAUGACAAGCAACGAGCCUUUUUCCUCAAGUAUUGCACAGAACUGUAUCGCAAAGGAUACACACAGUUCACAAGAUCCGUUUACCGCAUGGCAGCAGAUGAUGACAUACAAUAUGUGGUCAUACCACCUAGGUUUUUGCCGGAGCUGAACAAACUCUCUGACGAUGUUGUAGAUCUUCCUGCAGCUGUUAAAAAGAUGCUUGAAGGUCAUUAUACCAAACACGAAACUAACUUUCCCACAUUGAUGCACAGUAUAAAAGCUGAUCUUACACCUUCAUUAAAACGCCUCAACGAGCAUGUUUCUGCCGAGGUCGACAACGCUAUGGAACGCUUCAUGCCUCCUUGCGAGGAUUGGACUAAACUGACGAUAUACGAAAGUGUAACAAACAUUAUAGCUCAGGUAUCUGGCCGCCUGUUCGUCGGACCAGAACAUUGUCGCGAUCCUGAAUAUCUUGACAUUGCAGUCAAUUUCACGAAUGAAACAACUACUGCGGCUUUCGCAGUCAAGAAUUGCAAUAAAUGGCUUCGCCCCUUCAAAGCCUCUCACCUCUCCGAGGUCCAGCACCUCCAGAACAGAUACGAGCGGGCUACCAAAUUCUUCCAGCCUAUCCUCCACCAGAGACAAGAAUCGGACCGGAAGAAUUUCGACGACAUGUUACAGUGGUUGACGGAUCGUGCCAAAUCAAGCGGUGUCCCUAUGGAAAUUUCGUCACUGAUACGACAGCAGCUUACACUUACUGUCGCAGCCGUCCACACUACCGCCAUGACAGCCACCAACAGCCUAUUCAGUCUCGCGGCGAUGCCCGAGUACCUUGAGCCACUUCGUGAGGAGAUCCAGACCGUCCUAGACGGCAAUGGUGGGAGCCUCACACCACGCGCUCUUCAGCAACUAGUCAAGCUAGACUCCUUUAUCAAGGAGGUAGGCCGCUGGUACCCUUUUAGCAUCACUUCUUUCGCCCGCUACGUCCACAAACCCUUCAUCCUCUCCAACGGCCAACACAUCCCCGCCGGCGUGAUAAUCGAAGUCCCCUCCGACGCCGUAAGCUUCGACCCCGCCAUCUUCACCAACCCCAACGAAUUCGACGGCUUCCGCUUCUACAAAAUGCGAGAGAAUGCGGGUACGGGCGAGCUAGCACGCUCGCAGUUUGUCUCGGCGAAUGAACGCGAUAUGCUGUUUGGUUAUGGCAAGCAUGCGUGCCCGGGGCGCUUCUUCGCCGCCAAUGAAAUCAAGAUGGUUCUGGUUAGGAUGAUUAUGGAUUAUGAUAUUGUGAUGCCAGAUGGGCGGAAAGAGAGGUACGAGCCGCUUCAGGUGGAUAGGCAGGUCAUGCCGAAUCCGAGCAAUUCUUUGCUUCUGAGGCGCAGGAAGGUUUAG
Bipolaris oryzae ATCC 44560 is the source of this 1518-nucleotide messenger RNA. RefSeq lists its product as uncharacterized. The coding region runs from base 1 to 1518 and encodes 505 amino acids. NCBI's taxonomy places the organism in Eukaryota, Fungi, Ascomycota, Dothideomycetes, Pleosporales, Pleosporaceae. The transcript is spliced from 5 exons. The record is from RefSeq and is a predicted model, not a curated record. Gene Ontology annotation, molecular function: monooxygenase activity; iron ion binding; oxidoreductase activity, acting on paired donors, with incorporation or reduction of molecular oxygen.